Magallana angulata is the source of this 379-nucleotide messenger RNA. RefSeq lists its product as uncharacterized. The record is from RefSeq and is a predicted model, not a curated record. NCBI's taxonomy places the organism in Eukaryota, Metazoa, Mollusca, Bivalvia, Ostreida, Ostreidae. Bases 1 to 261 code for a protein of 86 amino acids. The transcript has 4 exons.
AUGGAAAGAACAGCAGAAGAGCAAAUACAUGAAACGCUUAGUCGCAGUGUGAGGGAAAUACAGAGAUGUCUCUCCCUCAUAACUUCUUUAGAGACGUGCUUGUGUGACGACCAAACAUUCCAGGCUUUGAUUGAUCACAUAACGAAUCUGAAAACAGAGAAAAAUAUGCACAUAAGAUAUAUUUGGAUGGAAAUGGUGCAUGGCCUAAUAGAAACAAAAGUAAAGAAACUGGAAGUGGAUUUCAAAAACAGAUAUAUUUAAAAGCUUGGCCAACUUCAAAUGUUCUCUGUUGUUUGCAUGUUAAAGGUUUGCACUGGAAUUGAAAUUUGAUAUUUUACUUUGAGUAGUGUAUUAUACCUUGCGAGUUCAUAAAUAUAAA